CUUUGGUUGUCUAAGCCUUGAUUUUUUUGUGGACAAUUUAUUUUUGAAGUGUUACUUUGUCUCUAUUUUUGGCCAUUUGGACACCCAGCCAGAAAAGCCCUCGAAGCCACAGCCAUUGAACAAAUCAACCUGCCAGCAGCUCAACAUCUUUGAUCAAUAAAAUCCCUUCACUCUACAUCCGUUUCCUGGUUGCGCUUUGGUCCCCAUUGGCUUCCUACCUUUCCAUAACACUGUUCAUCGUGAAGAAUGGCCAAAACAAGUCCGGCAAUCGAGGGACCAUAGGACUGACGAUAAGUCUUCAACUGCCAAGCCAGCGGGACGGACGGACGAACUGAGUGGCUCCGCCGUGUUUUCUCCUGAGUGUUUUUACACUCUCAGCGGCUUGAACGCCGACCGCCAAGAUGCACCGUCCUGUUGGAAGGAUGACAUUGUUACCGCUGGCGGCUUUGUGGAUUUUCUGCAACGUCAACUGCGCGCGCGGAGCUCUGCCAACAACACCGAAAUGCGAUGAGGCUCUGGCUUCUCCGUUGCCACACACAGCCUUCUCCAGCUCAUCUGUCUUCUCAAAUGGAUAUGCACCUGGAUAUGCCAAGCUCAACAGACGCGGAGGCGCUGGCGGAUGGUCUCCACUCGAUAGCGACCACUACCAGUGGCUGCAGGUGGACCUGGGAUCCAGAAAGCAACUGAGUGCCAUAGCUACACAGGGUCGCUACAGCAGUUCUGAUUGGACCACGCGAUACCGUUUGCUCUACAGUGAUACAGGAAGGAACUGGAAACCUUACCACCAGGAUGGCAACAUUUGGGCCUUCUCUGGAAACUCCAACUCGGAGAGUGCAAUUCGGCAUGAGCUACAGCACGGAAUUGUGGCACGUUUCCUGAGGCUCGUCCCCCUGGAAUGGAGCAAAGAAGGCAGGAUUGGACUUCGCAUUGAAGUCUAUGGCUGCUUGUACUGGGCAGACAUGAUCAACUUUGAUGGACAGGGUGUGAUCUCCUAUCGUUUCAAGGUGAAGAAGAUGAAGCUCAUCAAGGAUGUGAUUGCGCUGAGGUUCAAGACAUCCGAGAGUGAGGGAGUGAUUCUCCACGGAGAGGGGCAGCAGGGAGACUACAUCACUUUGGAACUCCGUAAAGCCAAGCUGCUGCUGCAGAUCAACUUGGGCAGUAACCAGUACGGCUCAAUUCUGGGCCAUACCUCAGUGACGACGGGCAGCCUCUUGGAUGACAACCACUGGCACUCGGUGGUGAUUGAGCGCUACCGUCGUAAUGUCAAUUUCACACUGGAUAGACACACGCAGCACUUCAGGACCAACGGGGAGUUUGAUCACCUCGACUUGGACUAUGAGCUGAGCUUCGGCGGAAUGCCAUACAGCGGAAAGCCAGUAGGAGGUGGGCGCAAGAACUUUAAAGGCUGCAUGGAGAGUAUCAACUACAAUGGAGACAACAUUACAGACCUAGCCCGAAGGAAAAAGCUGGACACAUCGAGCUUUCGUAACCUUUCAUUUUCCUGCCUGGAGACACACUCCUUCCCCGUCUUUUUCAACGCCACCAGCUUCCUGCAGCUGCCAGGUCGGGCUUCGCAUGAUGUCAUAUCGGUGGGCCUCCAGUUCCGCACGUGGAACCCACACGGGCUACUCCUCUUCAGCAACCUUGACGAUGGAACGCUGGAAAUUUCACUCGAAGACAGCAAGGUGGUUGUUCGCAUCAAUGUGACUAGGGAUGCCAAGAACUACCUAGUCGGCUUAACUUCAGGUUCAGGUCUUAAUGACGGCCAAUGGCAUGCCGUACGUUUGGUCGCCAAGGAGAAUUUUGCCAUGUUGAUGAUGGAUGGCGAUGAACCUUCUGCUGUACGUUCCACGUCACCACUCUUAAUAACCACUGGAGGAACUUAUCACCUAGGAGGGUAUUUUCUCCAGACGCUGUUCCCACCAACUCAGCGCUACUUCCAGGGUUGCAUGCAAGCAAUUGUGGUGGAUGACCAAACGGCUGAUUUACAUGCAGUGGAGAAAGGCACAGUGGGAGCAUUUGAGAACGUCAGCCUGGACAUGUGUGCCAUUAUGGAUAGAUGUAUGCCUAAUCAUUGCGAACAUGGCGGUCGCUGUAAACAGACAUGGGACAAUUUCAGCUGCACUUGUGAUGGAACAGGAUACACUGGCGCUACCUGUCACACAUCUAUCUAUGAGCCAUCGUGUGAGGCCUAUAAGCAUUUGGGCCGGUCCACUGACACUUACUGGAUAGACCCUGAUGGCAGUGGACCUCUGGGACCCUUCAAAGUAAACUGCAACAUGACAGAGGAUAAAGUAUGGACAGUAGUCAUGAGCAACCUUCCACCGAAAACCACAGUGACCGGAUCCAGUAGAGAGAGACGCACCAUCCUCCAAGUCAACUACAGUGCCUCUCUUGACCAGGUAGCUGCCAUCACCACCAGUGCAGAACACUGUGAGCAGCAGAUCACAUACAGUUGCCGUAUGUCCAGACUGCUCAACACUCCAGAUGGCACUCCCUACACAUGGUGGGUGGGCCGGGGGAGUGAAAAACACUUCUACUGGGGGGGCUCGGGUCCUGGCAUCCAGAAGUGUGCCUGCGGCAUCGAUAGGAAUUGCACUGACCCAAAGUACGACUGCAACUGUGAUGCCGACCACUCGCAAUGGAGGGAAGAUUCUGGCCUCUUGACAUAUAAAGAACACCUGCCAGUCAGCCAAGUUGCAGUGGGUGACACCAACCGAGCUGGCUCUGAGGCCAAGCUGACUGUAGGACCACUACACUGCCAGGGAGAUGAUAACUACUGGAAUGCAGCUUCAUUCACUACCCCGUCGUCCUACCUUCACUUUGCCACCUUCCAGGGGGAAACCAGUGCCGACAUCUCGUUCUAUUUCAAGACCAGCGCACCAUAUGGGGUCUUCCUGGAAAACCUGGGCAACACAGACUUCAUACGUUUAGAGCUGAAAUCUCCCAAAGUUGUCUCUUUCUCCUUCGAUGUGGGGAACGGCCCAGUGGAGUUAACAGUGCAUUCCGACCAACCUCUUAACGACGACCAGUGGCACCGAGUGAUGGCCGAGCGGAACAUCAAGGAGGCAGUUCUCCAGCUGGAUCAGAUCUACCAUAUCUCGCAGCCAGCGCCUGCGCAGGGACACACACGGUUAGAACUGUUCAGCCAACUCUAUGUGGGAAAACCAGCCUCGCAAACCUGCCAAGACAGUGCCGCAGGGGGCCAGAGAGGCUUUUUGGGCUGCAUCCGAGCUCUAAGGAUGAACGGGGUCACCCUUGACCUCGAAGAGAGAGCUAAGGUGACGCCUGGGGUCAAACCCGGCUGCCAAGGUCACUGUACCAGUUACGGCAUGUAUUGCCGUAAUGGGGGAAAGUGCGUGGAGAAGUACAACGGGUACUCAUGCGACUGCGCUUUCACUGCCUAUGACGGCCCUUUCUGCACUCAAGAUGUUGGAGGCUAUUUUGAGACCGGAACAUUGGUGAGGUACAACCUCCUCCCUGAAGGUGCAGCGGGAGCCAUGAAGGAUUCCAGGGUCUUUUCAAGUCAAUUCACGUCGCAGGAAGUCAAUUUAACCAAAGAGGAAGUGACGUUUAGUUUCAGCACCUCCAGUGCACCCGCCAUUUUGAUGUAUGUCAGCUCCAGGACUGAAGACUAUAUGGCAGUGGUGUUAAGGCACAACGGUUCUCUACAGGUCCGUUAUAAUUUGGGAGGUCUGAAAGAGCCUUUUGCCAUUGAUGUGGACCAGCGGAACCUAGCCAACGGACAACCGCACAGCAUCAAUAUGUCUCGCAUUGACAGAAGCCUCACCAUCCAGUUGGAUCAUUACCCUGCAGUCAGCUACACCCUCCCGGAUGCCUCGGACACCAAGUUCAACCUGGUCAAGACUCUCUUCUUGGGCAAAGUGUAUGAAACAGGAUACGUCGACCCAGUGGUGAUCGAGCGUUACAACACCCCAGGCUUCAUUGGCUGCUUAUCGCGUGUGCAGUUCAACGGACUCGCCCCCCUUAAGUCAGCACUGAGGAGAGGCACGCAGACAAGUCUUGUGCAAGACGAACAGCUCGCAGCUGCCUCACCGGUGUCUUACCAGGGUAAACUAGUGGAGUCCAACUGUGGGGCAUCACCUCUCACCAUCCCACCAAUGUCGGCUGCAACAGAUCCGUGGAAUCUGGACAACACAGAUGCGGAAUUCCCUUUCAAUGAGGAACGAGUGAUUCCUGAUGGAGUCAAUAGAGACUCAGCCAUUAUUGGAGGGAUCAUCGCAGUGGUGAUCUUCACCAUCUUAUGCACGCUGGUGUUCCUGAUCCGCUACAUGUUCCGUCACAAAGGCACCUACCACACCAACGAGGCCAAAAGCACCACAGAGCCUGCCGGGGAGUCGACAGACACGGCCAUCAUCGGAACAGACAACCCAGAAACCAUCGAAGAAUCUAAGAAGGAGUGGUUCAUCUAGCGACCAAUGACAUGACCCUCAGAGAGGACGUGGGUCGAUUAACCUCAAGUUGCCAACAAGAUAAAAGAUGGUUAUCGAAAUGACCGAUCAUGGAAAGAAUAAAGAACGGUCAUUUGUUUGGACAAUUAUCUCCGGAUGAGAGACAUGUAAAAUGUUUGGGUUUUGGUUUUUAUACGUAUAUAUCUAUAUGGAGAGUAUACAAAAUGCGAGAGACUCAGCCGAGUGUCGCUACAUGAGACUACAUGUAAAUAAUAACUGGCUUGUCCUUUGUAUCGUGCUUGGGAGUUUUCAGAAGUCCUUUGAAUACUGUAUAUGACAAAUAGUUAUAUUUACUGGGUUGUGUGAUAGGACAGAGUCUCUGUUGAUUUUGAAUUCAUUUUUUUAAGAAAAACAUAUCUAAUAUAUAUAUUUAAAAAAAAUCUUAUCAAAACAUCAUGCCAAACCAUUAUUUGUAUUUUGUUGUUGAAAGAUUUAUUUAGAGAGACCAUUGAAUAAAUACUAAUCUAUGAAGGAAUAAGUGUUAGGGCCACACUGAGAAGAUAAAAGUUGCAUUCUUAUGCGAAGUCAAGUUUGUCAUUUGAAUGUAAUUAGUGAAUGUCCGAAAAAAUAACAAAAACUCUUGAAACCUGCAGUAUUCUAAAGUAUUUAUUAAAAUCACGUCUGUUUAACCAUAUAAUUCCAGCAAAAGUAUGCUAUUGUAGUGCUUUCUCAGGAACAAAACCGUUUAUACUGAUCCCAUUAAUGUUACAAAACAUUUAUAGUCGAUGUCUGUGCGACCCCGGCAGACCGGGGUGGUGGUCCAUCUUUUUAAAAAGGGGGAACAGAGGGUGUGUUCCGAUUAUAGGGAGAUCACACCUCUCAGCCUUCCUGGGAAGGUCUACUACUGGAGAGGAGAGAUCCGUCAGGAAGUCGAAUCUCUGAUUCAGGAGGAGCAGUGUGGUCUUCGUCUGGGCUGCAAAACAGUGGAUCAGGUCUAUACCCUCAGCAGGGUUCCCAGGGAGUCAUAGGAGUUCGUUCAACCAGUGUUUUGUGGACUUGGAGAAGGCAUUCAAUUGUGUCCCCUGGAGAGUCCUGUCGUUAUAUGACCAGUGUCAGAGUUUGGGCCGUGUAGUCGGUUGUAAGUUGGAUCCAUCCAGUGAGGGUUGGCCCCCACCAAGGCUCCCCUCUGUUCAUAACCUUUAUACACAGAAAAUCUAGGCGUUGACAGGGUUCGGUUUGGUGGCCUCAGUAUUGCAUCUCGGCUUUUUGCAGAUGAUGUAGUGUUGUUGGUUUCACCAAGCCGUGACCUUCAACUCUCCCUGGAACAGUUCGUAGCUGAGUGUGAAGCAGUCGGGAUGAGAAUCAGCACCUCUAAAACUGAGACCAUGGUCUUCAGUCGGGAAAAGGUGGAAUGCCCUCUCUGGGUCAGGGAUGAGAUCCUUCCUCAAGUGGAGGAGUUCAGGUAUUUCGGGGUCUUGUUCAAGAGAGAGUCCUGUGGGGGGUGCUCCAGGAGUAUGAGGUAUUGGAAUCCCUGAUACGGGGGUCCGGUCGCUGUAUGACUGGUGUCAGAAACAUCAGAGUUUUGUCCGUGUAGUCGGUUGCAAGUCGGAUCAGUUUCUAGUGAGAGAGUACUUGUUUAGCACAUCUAUCUACAUGGUUACCUUUCCCAAAGCGCUUCACCUUUUACGCACA
Corythoichthys intestinalis (scribbled pipefish) is the source of this 6104-nucleotide messenger RNA. RefSeq names its product contactin associated protein 2a (gene cntnap2a). The transcript has 28 exons. The record is from RefSeq and is a predicted model, not a curated record. The coding region runs from base 402 to 4433 and encodes 1343 amino acids. NCBI's taxonomy places the organism in Eukaryota, Metazoa, Chordata, Actinopteri, Syngnathiformes, Syngnathidae.